UAUUGUGAAUGUCAAAACAAAGUCAGCUGUUCGCCUCGUUGCUGCCGGUUUAUAAAAUAAAUUGCGAAAGGUUGUGCAAUUUUAGCAGCUUGUACUCAAGUUUCGCGGAGAACUUUUAUGUUUGGGUUAAAGGUGACUGCCCUGAAGUGAGCCUCGAAUUUCAUCACAGCUUCUGCCACUGAACUCAAUAAAUAGCUAAGUUUCUUAGUGCGGCGUUCAUGUUUGUACAACUAGCAAAGGGUCGGCUUGGUAACAAUUUGAAUCUCACACCAUUCCGGUUUCUGGCUCGACGCGCCAGGAUGGACACGGAGAAUGUUUAUAUUCGAAACGAGAGCGACAGCAAUGAAUUAAACAUUGCCUUCCGAUAUGUCAAUGAAAAGUUCAACGUGGACCGGGAGUUCAACUUUUGCAGGAAGCCGGAAGAGCUGACGCAGACUGUCCUGGCCAGGAUCCAGACCAAUGUCCACAAGGAGCUGUCCAAAAAACUGAAAAAGAAACUCGAUCAGCUGCCUGCCGAAGUGAAUGUGAAUCUCUACCAAGAGGGCUCAGAUGCUUCUUUCAAUGAAAUCACGUUCGCAGAACUGCUUAGCAGUAAUGUGAACGGAGUUAAACUAAAGGUCCUGGAGCAUUCCUUCAAUAUGGUGGUCAACCCGCCCUGGGUAAAAAUCCUACAGCUACCAAAGUGCAUCUUGGCCGGAUGUCUGGUAUAUCCCACAAAGUUCGAGAUGCAGUUCGGAAACCGGGAGAGCAGUGAAGGCACGUGGUACAGGUCCAAGGUUCCCGGAAGUAGUCAGUGGGAGCUUUGCGGCCAGGGCUUUCGCUACGAGCCCAAGUCUGAGGACAUCGGGUACUUCAUGAAGUUCGUAGUCGCCCCGAAAAACGACAAGGGAAUGGUGGGCCCGCUGAUGGAAAGUGUUUCCAAGUCUGCAGUGCUGGCGGGACCAGGGACAUGUCCCUUCGAAGCGCGACAAAAGUACACACCGACAUUCCUGAAAGGCUCCGAUGAAUUGCGGGUAAUGACCUAUAACCUCCUGGCGGACUUGUACACAGACAGUGACUACAGCCGCACGCACUUGUUCCCCUACUGCCCUCCCGAGUAUCUCCAAAUAGACUACAGGAAACAACUCUUCGUGAAGGAGAUAACUGGCUACCAUGCGGAUCUGAUUUGCCUUCAGGAAGUCGACCAAAGGAUCUUCGACGUGGAUCUGCAGGAAGUCCUCACCCAACCGCCAAAUAAUUUCCAGGGCUUCUUGUCCCAAAAGGGCGAUUGUCCAGAGGGUGUGGCCAUUUUCUACAGAACCUCACGAUUCGAGCUGAUACAGUCCCACACAUUGAACUUGGGGAAAAAUAUUCCCACCCUGGAUAUCUUCCAGAGCCUGUGGAGUAAAAUCAAGAGCAAUGGCCAGUUGGCGAAGAGAAUCUGCGAUAGAACCACAACCGUGCAAAUAUGUUUGCUGAAAGUGAAGGACUCUGACCACUUCGUGCUGGUGGCCAACACGCAUUUAUACUUCCAUCCCGACGCGGAUCACAUCAGGCUGUUGCAGAUGUGCUUCUCCAUCAUCUACGUGGAACACAUCCGAAGUGAGGUUCUCAGGGACUUGAACAUUGCCAACCCCAACAACGUAGGACUCGUGUUCUGCGGGGACUUCAACAGCACUCCCGACUGCGGGAUCUACAAGCUGAUGACCGAGAAGGUCGUGGACUCGAGCCUGGACGACUGGCGCAGCAACUCCGAGGAGGCUGUUUCAGGGGUGGAGGUCUCACAGCCCUUUGAAAUGAGUUCGGCCUGCGGCACGCCACCUUUCACCAACUUUACGACUCUGUUCUCCGGAUGCCUGGACUACAUCUACUACCAGAAGGACCGAUUCGAGGUGAUGCAGACUGUUCCCCUGCCAUCCGAGGCCGAGUUGAGAGAAAACACUGCCAUACCGUCUUCGGUCUUUCCAUCAGAUCACGUGGCUCUUAUAGCCGAUCUCAAAAUUAGGCCAGCUUAGGAUUUUUACUCGGCGCUAAGCCCCAAAAUAUAAGCAUUUUGUGAAGUUAUUAAGUCAGAUUUAAUAAAUUUGUUCGAGCAAUAAAAACCAUCUAA
This is a messenger RNA of Drosophila bipectinata, 2089 nucleotides long. RefSeq names its product 2',5'-phosphodiesterase 12. The record is from RefSeq and is a predicted model, not a curated record. Gene Ontology annotation, cellular component: mitochondrion. NCBI's taxonomy places the organism in Eukaryota, Metazoa, Arthropoda, Insecta, Diptera, Drosophilidae. Gene Ontology annotation, molecular function: 3'-5'-RNA exonuclease activity. Gene Ontology annotation, biological process: nuclear-transcribed mRNA catabolic process, deadenylation-dependent decay.